Ooceraea biroi (clonal raider ant) is the source of this 2666-nucleotide messenger RNA. RefSeq names its product sodium-dependent nutrient amino acid transporter 1. Gene Ontology annotation, molecular function: L-amino acid transmembrane transporter activity; amino acid:sodium symporter activity. Gene Ontology annotation, cellular component: plasma membrane. Lineage: Eukaryota; Metazoa; Arthropoda; Insecta; Hymenoptera; Formicidae. Gene Ontology annotation, biological process: nitrogen compound transport; sodium ion transmembrane transport; amino acid import across plasma membrane. The record is from RefSeq and is a predicted model, not a curated record.
AUCGUCAAUUAAUCACCGAUAAUAAGUCGUAUAAUAAUUCGCAAUCGAUUUCACCUUGUCAUUAGAUGUCAUUCGAAUUACUCAUCGGUAAACGUUAACAGGUGGGAAUUUUUAAACACACAGUGAUGUGUAGAACAGCGUGAAAUUAACGUCUGCGCGAAAUUUGUCUUCUUCUUUAUUAUCCUCGUGAGAAUUUUCCGGUACAUUAUCGUCGUAUCUGUCGUAAUGUUUCUCGGUGCACUACAAGUUGCGCAAAAAGACCCAUUACCGCAAAGGUGACAGAUUCGCUGCUAAUGUUUCCUGUUUCUGAGGUUUCUGGAUUCCGAUGUCUCAAAUGUGACGAAAUGAGUAUGUUUCUUUGCAAUCGAGAAGAAAUAAUCAAAACUAUAGUUUCCUCUUGUGAAGGGUUAUAUAAAGCGAUGUAUCGGCAAAGUGGAUAAUUAGACGCUAUAAGUAUACGAAUAAACUCGAAAGGCAAAGAGGAAAAGAAAUUUCUUACUAUGUGACUGUUAUAUAGUAUAAUACAUACAAUACGCGGAGGUCUUGUAUAAAAGAUGAGCCAAGAAUGUAAUAUGAAAGCGAGAAAAUGUUAAAAUUCAACAACUUACUAUUAUCGCGACUAUACACCUGUGCGCGCGCUUUAAUCUGACGGAAAGGAUUGCGCGUACUAGCCUAUACGGAUACGAGUACGUCGCGCGAUUUCUUUAAGCAGUCUGUCAAAGUCUGCCGACUUGCCAAGACGCGUGCGGAAAAUCGCCAAAAAAGAAAAGGUCGAUCAGACAGAUCAGCAUGGGUCACGUAAAGAGUUAUGUCGUCGAUACGGAUGAGACACGUGGUGUAUUCAAGCUGCCGGUCCCACCAGCAGAAAAUUGCGCACUUGAAAAUACAAUCUCGGCACCGAUUAAGGAAGAAGAGAAAAAGAAGGACCGAGCGCAGUGGAAGAACGGGGUGGAGUUUCUGAUGUCCUGCGUCGCGUUCUCCGUUGGCUUCGGAAAUGUCUGGAGAUUCCCAUACACUGCCUAUGAGAAUGGCGGCGGCGCCUUUCUAAUCCCAUACAUAGUGGUGCUUUUCAUAAUCGGCAAGCCUUUUUAUUACAUGGAAAUGAUCCUCGGACAAUUCACCAACAAAUCCUGUGUCCAAGUAUGGUCCGUGUCACCCGCGUUUCGAGGUAUCGGCUAUGGUUUAAUGGUAUCUGUAUUCUCCGUGAUUACUUAUUAUUGUGCUCUUAUGGCCUUGGCACUUUAUUAUAUGGUGGUCAGCUGUCAAGAGUUACUUCCAUGGGCUUAUUGUUGGGAGGAAUGGGGUAACGAGUGUUUCGACAAUUCAUUAACCAGCCAGUAUACGAGAAACGGAAGCACAAGUUCCGCCGAUCUGUAUUUCAGGAAAGUCGUUCUUAACGAAACGGGAAUUGAAAAUGGUCUCGGGUUACCUUCGUGGAAACUGGUCAUAGCGUUGUUGGUCAGUUGGAUAUGCGUCUACGUGGUAAUCUGCAAGGGUGUGAAGAGUACCGGUAAAGCAGCCUACUUUCUCGCCCUUUUCCCGUAUGUCAUCAUGAUCAGCCUUCUGGUCAGGGCGGUGACACUGGACGGAGCAAUAGACGGCAUUCUGUUUCUCUUCAACCCUACUUGGCACAAAAUCCUCGAACCAUCGGUGUGGUACGCCGCCAUUACUCAAUCCUUCUUCUCUUUGGGCGUGUGUUUUGGCGCAGUGACCAUGUAUUCUUCCUAUAACAGUUUUGAGCACAAUGUAUCCAGGGAUUGCACGAUCGUGACGAGUCUGGAUCUCUGCACCAGCUUAAUAGCGGGCACGACCAUUUUUGGUAUUUUGGGCAAUCUUGCUCACGAAAUCGGCAACGACGACAUAAGCAGCGUUGUUCGUGGCGGAACGGGCCUGGCUUUCGUGUCCUAUCCGGAAGCCUUGGCGAAAUUCACCGUAGUACCGCAACUCUUUGCCGUACUUUUCUUUCUGAUGCUCUUCGUGCUCGGCAUAGGUACUAAUGUCGCCUUCUGCAACGUGAUCAUCAGCAUUAUCAAAGAUCGAUUUCCUCGACUCAAUCAAUGGAAGAUUGCUGCUGGUGUUGCAAUCCUUGGUUUUUCGAUUGGUAUCGUCUAUUGCACGCCGGGUGGCCAGUACAUUCUCAAUCUGGUAGACUACUUUGGUGGAACAUUUAUUAUUGUGUUCUUAGCUUCCUUUGAGGUGAUUGCCAUUUCCUGGGUAUAUGGCAUAGACAAUUUCAUGGAUGAUGUCGAAUUCAUGGUAGGACGACGACCGUUCUUCUACUGGAGAUUCUGCUGGUGUUACUUGACUCCUCUAUCCCUAUUUACUAUUUUGAUUUCUUUCUUGAUAAAUAUAACACCGCUUACGUACAACGACGAGUACUAUCCAACAUCUGCAUAUGCUGCAGGCUGGAUACUUUUGGCAUUAGGAAUUCUUCCAUUGCCCUUGGGUAUGAUCAUUGUUGGAGUCCGGAACAAGGAUAAGCAAUGCUCGAACGCAUUUAAGCCAAGUGCCGAUUGGGGCCCGAAAGAUUCUAAGAAAUACAACGAGUGGAUGUGCUUCAAGCAAUCGAAGAGGAUAUCGCGUGCGUGCGCGAACAAAUCGAAAAUUGUCGCGGCACUAUUUGGCAAUAAUUGAUAAUAGCAAUUAUUAAAACAGUAUCAAAGUUA